ACUAUAUAAAGCUCACCAAUUAGCUUAAUUUUCAUCUAGUAUCGAAUUGCAAUUUCAACAGCCAACUAGUGACUUAGGAAGAAGCUUCCGACUCCGGAAUUCUAACCAAAACAUCAAGAUGUUCAAGCUGAUACUCAUAUCCACUCUGCUCGUGGCUGCCUAUUGUAUGCCUGCCGAGAAGGAAAAGUCUGACGAACUAUUACAGUCGGAAACCUCGUGGAACGCUGCUGGCUGGAACAAUCCGGCAAACCCGAAUGCCGCUUGGGGAGGCAACAGCUGGAACCGGUGGAACAACCCGAAUGCCCCGAAUGCCGAUCCCCGCUGGAACCGAUGGGGAGCUGACCCAUGGAGCCGCCAGUGGGGAGGAGCCAACCCCGGAUGGAACCAGUGGAACCGUGCCGGUGCUUGGCCCGGUGCCGGAGCCGGAGCUGCUGCCCGCGGCUGGAACCCUUGGUAAACGGGGAUUAGAGUGGGAGAUGUCGAUACACCAGAUUUGAGAUGUUGACAAAAGGCUUCGAUUUUUUGCUGUACAGAGUAUAAAGUUUUUGGAUAAUAAAAAUAAAUUCCACUUUUGUAGCGCCUUAAUGCUGAUUA
Messenger RNA from Armigeres subalbatus, 594 nucleotides. Its product is annotated as bifunctional endo-1,4-beta-xylanase XylA-like. The coding region runs from base 119 to 457 and encodes 112 amino acids. Lineage: Eukaryota; Metazoa; Arthropoda; Insecta; Diptera; Culicidae. The transcript has 3 exons. The record is from RefSeq and is a predicted model, not a curated record.